AUUGUUUAAACAUUUGGUCUUAAAUAGGAGUAAAUGAAUGCUAGGCUAAUGCAGCGGUGAUAUAACCGCAGGCCAGUUUAACAUGUUUGCUCAGAGGCUGAGCAGGACCACAUGCCCUGGGCUGGCUUUUAACAGCUCAGUUUGGUCUGGUGAAGCCUGGCUGAGAGUAUUUAGCCUCAUCUAGCGGUAAAAUGUAAAACACACUCACACACAUACGGUGUUUUGGCGGCGUGAGGGACUCCAGUUCAGUUAGUAUUGUGAAAUGAGCUGUUUAAGUCAUGGCGAGGAAUGUGAUUCCGUGGAUUUGGCUGAGGAAGCACAUCUACAUACAGGCUCGGUUCUCUUACUUGCACAUGAAGUACCUGUUCUUCUCCUGGCUGGCCGUGUUUGUAGGAAGCUGGGUGAUAUAUGUCCAGUACUCCUCCUAUACAGAGCUGUGCCGUGGACAUGAGUGCAAAAACUCUAUUUGUGAUAAGUUCCAGAAGGGGGUGAUCGAUGGUACAGCCUGCAGCAGCUUAUGUGAGAAGGAGACACUGUAUUUUGGGAAAUGCCUGUCUGCCAAAUCCAGUAACCAGGUGUAUUCUGGUAGCUGGGGAGAUUUGGAGGGUAUCAUUAAAUGCCACAUGGAGGACGUUCCUCACUAUGACCUGGAAGCAGAGCUGGAACCACGGAGAGAAUCUGCAGCCUUUAAUAGGCCCACUAAAGGCACAUCUGUGGAGAAGUUCAGAGAGAUGGUCCUGAGCCAUCUAAAGGCGAAGGUGGGCGAUCAGGCCAACCUGCACGACUUGGUGGGGCUCGUGCUCGGCGUGGCUGAUGCCAACAAGGAUGGUGAGAUCUCUCUGGCAGAGGCACGCUCAACCUGGGCUCUACUGCAGCUGAAUGAGUUUUUGAUGGCGGUGAUUCUGCAGGGGCGGGAACACACUCCAAGGCUGCUGGGCUUCUGCGGAGACUUGUAUGUAGUGGAGAAGGUGCCGUACACACCACUCUAUGGCCUCAGCCUACCCUGGGCCGUGGAGUUAUGGCUUCCAGCAGGCCUGCGCAGGAGUAUGGAUCAGUGGGUGACGCCGUCAUGGCCUCGCAAGGCCAAAAUUGCGAUCGGUCUCUUGGAACUAGUGGAAGACAUCUUCCACGGGCCAUUUGGCAGCUUCCUUAUGUGUGAAGUGAAUGCAGCGUGCUUCGGUUACACUGAGCGCCAUGACCUGAAGGUGCUGGACGCCAGGCGCAUUGCUCCUGAAGCUGCUUUCCAGAAAGUGAUGCGCGAGCAGCGGUGUGAAGUUGACACCGACUGUCUAUAUGGAGUAGAUUGCCACACCACCUGUGACCUCACGAAGCACCGCUGCACCACCGAGGUGACGCAGCCAAACCUGGCUAAAGUGUGUGGUGCGCUGAAGGACUAUCUGCUCCACGGAGCACCGCCGGACGUGAAGGAAGAGUUGGAAAAGCAGUUGUAUGCAUGCAUGGCCCUGAGAGGAGCCACCGAGCAAAUGGAGAUGGAACACUCGCUCAUCCUGAACAACCUGAAGACACUGCUGUGGAAGAAGAUUUCGCACACAAAGGACUCCAAGUGAAAAUCAAGUUACUGUAGUUAUGUAGACAGGAAUCAAACUACAAAGGUGUCCAAUCGUAAACGGGGCUUUCUAAUUCAAAUGUUUCUUAAAUUAAGCUACUCUGGGCUCCCAAGCGAGAUAUCACGAUGGUGCAGUGGGUAUCAUUGCUGUCUCUUGGCUCCAGGGUCACCGUUUUGAUCCUGAAGUCAUGUUCCUCCCUGCGCCCACAUGGGUUUCCACUGGUUUCCUCCUACCUCCAAAAAACUUGUUGCUAUUUGGAUUGGCUAUGCUAAAUUGCCCUGUGUGUGAACGAGUACAAGUAUGCGAAUAGUGCCCUGCUAUGAAACAGCUGAAAAUUAGGUAUGACUAACGUGAGAAAAUUGGGUUUCAAAAAUUAAGCCAGUGAUAACGAUACACAAUCAGAGCAAACGCACUAUUCUGAGCGCUUGCCUGUAUACCUUGUUAUAGAAGGCACA
Messenger RNA from Ictalurus furcatus (blue catfish), 2023 nucleotides. RefSeq names its product divergent protein kinase domain 1Ab (gene dipk1ab). The record is from RefSeq and is a predicted model, not a curated record. The transcript is spliced from 6 exons. Lineage: Eukaryota; Metazoa; Chordata; Actinopteri; Siluriformes; Ictaluridae. The coding region runs from base 279 to 1568 and encodes 429 amino acids.